Molecule: messenger RNA, 1107 nt
Organism: Cucumis melo (muskmelon)
Lineage: Eukaryota; Viridiplantae; Streptophyta; Magnoliopsida; Cucurbitales; Cucurbitaceae
Product: transcription factor MYB44-like
Exons: 1
Coding region: 385-1101 (238 amino acids)
Biological process (GO): regulation of DNA-templated transcription
Cellular component (GO): nucleus
Molecular function (GO): DNA-binding transcription factor activity, RNA polymerase II-specific; RNA polymerase II cis-regulatory region sequence-specific DNA binding
Source: RefSeq, a predicted model, not a curated record
UUGAAAAAAAGAAAACAAAUCCGGACAAAGCAGAAUCACACUGCGGCAAAUUGGUUCACAGAAAUAUAUAAUUUAAAAAGCUAAAAAGAAGAGAAAGAGGGUACAUAGAUCUAGUACGUACUCCCCACCUACUUUACACAACCCAGUUUCCUGGAAGCUCCCCCUCCCGACUCCCACCAUUGGAUUGAACGCCCCAAUCACAUUCAUGCACCUUCUCUCUCUACCCCCUCACUUUUUUUCUCCUCCUAUAUAAAAACAAACAAACCCCAUUAACUAAUUCUCUCAUCCAUCUCUCACUCCUCUUUAUCACACUCCCCCACAUAAUUAUACCCCGGCCUUUUCUCUUUUUUUCCCAUUUCUGUUUCAAUUUGCAGUUAAAUUACAAUGAUGAGAAGUUCGUCUUCUAAUUCCUCCUCCUCCGAUUCCACGUCAUCUGAUUCUUCCUUCUCCGGCAAGGGAUUGCGACGCCCGGAAAAAAUUAAAGGGCCAUGGAGUGCGGAGGAGGAUCGGAUUUUAACUCAGCUUGUGGAUCGUUAUGGAGCGAGAAAUUGGUCGUUGAUUAGCCGUUACAUUAAAGGCCGGUCUGGAAAAUCGUGCCGGCUUAGAUGGUGUAACCAGUUGAGUCCGAAUGUUGAGCAUCGCCCAUUUUCUCCCACGGAGGAUGAGACGAUUUUAGCGGCUCAUGCCCGGUUUGGGAACCGGUGGGCCACUAUUGCUCGGUUGCUUCCCGGUCGGACCGAUAAUGCCGUUAAGAAUCACUGGAACUCGACGCUAAAACGACGGGCGAGGGAACAACAGCAGCAACAAUUAGUAAUGGACGGAAUUACCCCUGAGUGUCAUGGUAGCAAUAAUAAUAAUAACAAUGCCGUGAACAUUGCUAGUGAUUUGAAGCUCUCCGUGUCCGUACCUCUGGAGGACGAUCCAUUGACCGCGUUGACUCUAGCGCCGCCGGGAAUCGGCGGCGUUAGGACGACGGCGGUGGAUGAACGGCUGGUCGAGAGUUUUCCGGCGGGGUUUUGGGAUGCAAUGAGGGAUGUAAUAGCGAGGGAGGUGAGAGAAUACAUGACGACGACGUUUAUGGAAAAUCCGGAGUUUCACUAACUGAAA